AUUCCCCCAUCCCCCACCAUUUCAUUCACAAUAUCUUUUACUUUAAUUCCUUUUCCUCUUCUCUAGCUCUUUAGCUUGAACCUUUGUUUUUUUUUUCCCCUCUCAAUAAGUCUUAUUCUCUCCUUGUUUUUUCAAAUGGCUUUAAAGAAAGGAACAAAACAUUCUGGCAAUCAAACAGCUGCCCUCAAGCAAAUCAUCAAGAAAUGCUCUAGUUUUGGAAGGAACAACGAAAAUGGUUUCCCUAACGAUGUCCCAAAAGGCCAUUUCGUGGUAUAUGUCGGCCAAAAUCGGAGCCGGUUUAUCAUUCCGAUCACGUGGCUCGCGAACCCGGAUUUCCAGAGCUUGCUACAAAGAGCUGAGGAGGAGUUUGGAUACAACCAUGAGAUGGGAAUCACUAUUCCAUGUGAUGAGGAAGUGUUUUGCUCCCUUUUUUCCAUGAUCAGAUGACGUCAUGAUGAUGAUGAUCAUGAUGUAUGAGUGGCUACGUACGGAUUUUAUGAUGAUGACGGCGACGACGAUGAUAGUUUGGUUUCUAAAUUCAGAUAGGUAGAUAAUUAACAAUGGCGCAUAUGGCAUCUUGAUUAUCUGAUAAGAUAAUUUUUCUUCUUACUCACACCAGUUGAUUUGUAAAUUUCUGGGAACUUUUUUUGAGUUGGUGGUUCGAAGUCAAUGUAUAUUAGAAAAAUGUGCCUCAUAAGACAAAAGUUCCACUGGUUGUAACUAAUUACCUUCCUAAGAAUAUCUGUGAAGUCCAGUAAUAGUACUGAUAUCAAUCUUUGUGUUGGUUAAUGUUUGUCCAAAAAUGUUUCAUAUUCAUGAAAUUUUGUUAACU
Oldenlandia corymbosa var. corymbosa is the source of this 832-nucleotide messenger RNA. The record is from the annotation of a GenBank genome assembly. NCBI's taxonomy places the organism in Eukaryota, Viridiplantae, Streptophyta, Magnoliopsida, Gentianales, Rubiaceae.